ACCUCCUGCUAUCGGACCUAUCGUUCUUCGAUAACAAGAAAAAAGAAAAAUAAAACGCAGGAGGAAAAUACUGGAUUCCGCAGCCGGAGGCCUUGAAAUGAGUUAAUCCGCCCAGCAGGAGGACCCCAAUCCGAUAACCGAGAUGACGGAACAAGAGGAUUUGGCCAGUGGCGGAGGCAGUGCAUCCACGGCGUCCGGGAACAAUUGCCAGAACCAGCUGCAGCAAUGCGUGCGUGGAAAUGUCACCUGGGAAUUGUUGCCCGUGCACCUGCGUUCCGUUCUGCACAACAAUCAGCGCGACUACGAGAAGUUCGUCUUUAACUACAGUUUGAAGAACCAGCUAAGAUUCCGGGGCAACCUGGCCGCCAAGGUGUUUCGCCGGGAGCAACGAUACUACGAGCUGUUGGUCCAGAAGAGCAUCAAUGGCUUGGGUGCAUUUCCGUACCACCUGGCCGACAUCGUCACCAAGGGCCUGAGGGUCACGCCCUUUAACUAUUAUCUGGAUGUACUGGGCCAGCUUCUCCGAAGCGAUAAAAGCUAUGACACAUUGCCCAACUUCACGGCAGCCGACUGCUUGCGCGUUCUGGGCAUUGGUCGCAACGAGUACCUGGCCCUCAUCAGCGAUCUAAAGACCCACACGCCACGCUCUUUGAUCUUCGGCUCGCGGCCCAAUCCGCUGGACUUCCUGCCGCGCUUUCCCGUGCGCAUCCACAUCGAGCCCUGGUGGCGAUUGGACAUUGGCUAUGUCCUGGAAGCGGACAUCCGGUAUCUAACGCCCGCCGAGAGGGGCCUGCUGGAUGACCUCAUUGAUUUUGGAGCCCAGCCGGCUGGCAAAUGCGACCACGAGGUGGUGCACAGCCUGUACAGGAAGGGUCUGAUCUAUUUGGAUGUACCCAUCAGCGGGGAGGACAGGAUAUCCAUUCCACCGCUGCGCAACUUCGUGAUGAACCGCGUGAGUGGGGAUUACUUCGAGAAUCUGCUGUACAAGAUCUUUGUCAGCGCGGACGAACACAUGACCAUUUCCGAGCUGGCGCACAUGCUGCAACUGGAACUGGACAGCGUUAAGCAGGCCAUUUCCUUCAUCUGCCGGCUAGGAUUCGCCCAUCGGAAGCAAGAUCAUUUGAAUCAGUCAAAUCAUUCCAGCUGGGAGGGAUACAACCAGGAGCAGAUGCCCGAAACGCCACAGAUAACGCCGUUGAAUUACAACCUACAUGCUAGUAGCAGCUUCGAAUUAGACCAGAGCCCCAAGUCUCCGAAAACGCCCAAGGACAAGGAUAAGGACAGCAGUUCGAUAGGCUAUCUGUCCUCGGAUGGCAACACCAGUGACUUUAGCUUUGCCAAUCUGAAUACCACACCCCAGGAAAGGAUGAACAACAGCGAUGAACAGGAGCUGAGCUCCGAGCUGGAAACAGAAGAUCUGACCACCACAAAGCAGGCUGCUACAUUGGCUCCGAUUGUAGCAACUGCUCUGCCAAAGAGCGGUAAGAGAGUGGGCUUCCUCUUCGACUCCACGCUCACCGCCUUCCUUAUGAUGGGUAACCUUUCACCGGGCUUGAAAAACCAUGCGGUGACCAUGUUCGAGGUGGGCAAGUUAUGCGAGGAAAGCUUGGACAGCUUUCUGGCCGAACUGGAGCAAGUUUCGCUGCUGGAUGCCGAGGGCGAAGGCGACGUCUCGCGCUACUUUGCACAUGCCGUCAUUCUCCGCUCCACCAUUUGCUCACUUCGGCAUUUGCUGCCAGGUGGCCUGGAUCUGCUGCGACUCGAGUGUCUGGAGGGUUUGGACAGGCAGACAAGAGAUCGCGUUCUGGAGAAGAAGUACAAGUUCAUCAUAGCCGCCUCGCCGUUGACGGCAGCACUAAGUCACACAUUUAGCAUUCCCUACUUUGGCCAAUUCCUGCGUAGCUCCGAUGUGGCGCCCAUGUGGAGCAAGCUAUUCUACAAUCAUAUCACAGGCUAUGGACCUCCGAGUUUGCUUCUUUGCCGGGGAACUGUUCUGAAAACCUUGCCACGUUUAUUCCUGGGCUACGGCAAACUGCUGGUGAACAUCUUGCACUCCGACUCGUACGUGCUGAACUCUGAGAAUUUCCGCAACCUGAACGAUCAGCUCAAAAACGGUUGUGUGCUGCUCCAGGGCUAUGGAAUCCGCACAGUCGGAGAGCUUCACUACGAAUCAUUUCCGUUCCAGCCUACGGACACACGCCAAGCUAAGUGGGCUGCCCAUCGAGCCGUCCGCAAGCUGGCCAACCUUUUGGACCUACGCCAGCAGUGCGGCUAUAUUACAUUCCUGAAUACUGGAGUGCCGGAUCUCGGCUGCGAAGAUUACGAGCUGCAGGUACGAUUAAAGCCGGCUCAGCGCCAGAAACGCUCAUCGAUCGCAGCGCCCAGCAAACCGAACCAUGUGCCAAGUAACGAGGUGACCAGCUUUCAACUCAAGAGCCCCGAUGAGAACCACUUUGCGACCACGCCGGAACAUGGUCCUGCGAACGAGUUUACCUCUCCGGAUUGUAGCCAAGUGCUGGCCAGCGAACUGGCCAAGUGCAGCAGUCGAGCCGAUCUGGUGUCGCAGAGUUCGGUGGAGAUACCGAUGGCACUGGAGGAGAUUUCUCCCUCGGUGGAGGAAGAGGAGGAUGCCACUGAGGAGUGGACCCUGCUGGACGUUAGUUUUGGCGUACCACUCUUCGAUGUGGACACCAACACAAGGAUUUGCGAGCAGCUGGUCCAAGGACUAUGCAGUGACGCGAAUCUGGAGGCAUUGCCCGCGGCCGCCAGCCAGGCGCAGAUUCUUUUCCUAGACUUUGUGCGGCAGUGCCUGUACUUCGAAGAUGAUCCUGCAAGGCAGUCAGUGCAGGCAGCCAGGCCACUUCCUCACCCAAGGAUCAAUCUGGCCUUCGAGAACGGGCACGUGGGCCAUUGGAACGGCCGCUAGAGAGCCCCCGCAUCGAUGCAUUCCCAGAGUAUUCCGUAUAUUCUUUACUUUCCCAGUUACUUAUCAGUUUGUAAACAGUAGGCGGACCGAUAUAUAAGCUAACAGAUCUAUAUUUAUAUAUACGUAUAUAUAACCGCUACCGCAUUCACGUAUGCUACCCAUCAGCCAAGUCAGCAUCGCAGUCUGAAAGUUUGCGUUCGUUUUUUGUUAGUUUUGUAAGCUCCCUGGGGAGACAGAAAGAUAAAGAUUGGCUUUGUGCCCUCCAAACAUAUACACAUGCAUAGCUAACAUACCGAUACAACUAUUAUUGUAUUUCUGAAUAAAUGCAAUUUUAAAACUUA
Drosophila biarmipes is the source of this 3267-nucleotide messenger RNA. RefSeq names its product protein FAM91A1. Lineage: Eukaryota; Metazoa; Arthropoda; Insecta; Diptera; Drosophilidae. The transcript has 2 exons. Bases 143 to 2926 code for a protein of 927 amino acids. The record is from RefSeq and is a predicted model, not a curated record.